CUAUGUACUCUAUGGUUUAUUAUUCAGCUCAGGAAAGUUAGCUUUCUAAAGAUUUUCUUCGAGAAAUACAUAAAGUAUCGGCAUCAUAAAUAUAUUUUAACAUUGGUUAAUGUUUAAAGGAUAAUUAGAAAUCUAGUGACUGUGAAAUAAAAGAACAAAUAGUUAUAGUGAGCUGCUGGAGAAGGGUAAUUAAUUUAGAAAGCAACAUGGAAGCGCUGACAGUUCCGCCAUGAAUGCAAAAUAAAUAGAAAUUGUGAAGAAGCUGGACGUCAGUCGGACAGGUCAGAAACUUCACGAUGUUGAGAGGUGGGCGUGGAGGCCGUCACAGUCCGGAGCUGUACCCCCACACGCUGAAGUGCUCCAACGCUAGUGACACAAGUUCUGCAUACAGUGGUAGUGACACCAUGACAUCAGUACAUAGCUCUCUCGACAUGGAUAUGGAGGUGGACCUUUCGGGACUCCUCGAAUCCAUUGUUGAUUCAGAUGAGGAGGAAGAUUUGGAAGAAAGUAUGGACAGUCUGACAGUCCGUGAUGCAGUUCGAGAAUGUCUUGAAAAAGAUCCUAGUGAGCGAACUGAUGAGGAUAUUGAAAUACUAUUGGAGUUUACACAGCAUUUGAAAGCAUUUACUAACAUGACUUUGACUGUGCGUCGGGCAUUAUGUGCAGUCAUGGUUUUUGCAGUGGUUGAAAAAGCUGGUACUGUGGUUAUGAAUGAUGGAGAAGAACAUGAUUCAUGGUCUGUCCUUAUAAAUGGUCAUGUUAGUAUUGAGCAUCAGAAUAAUGAAGUAGAACACUUGAAUGUUGGUGAUAGCUUUGGGAUGGCUGAAGCCACACUGGAGAAAUUGUAUCAUAAAGGGGUGAUGACAACAAAAUGUGAUGACUGUCAGUUUGUUUGUAUUACCCAGACUGAUUAUUAUCGGAUACUUCACCAAGGUGAAGAAAAUAUAAGAAGGCAUGAAAAUGAGAAUGGUGUGGUUGUACUGGUCACUGAAUAUAGGGGGGCAGCUGGAGAGUCGGGUCGACAACAAGGCCAUGUGGUUAUUCGAGGAACUCCAGAGCAAUUAAUGUUACAACUCAUUGAGGAUAACUCGCGUGACUCAACAUAUGUAGAAGACUUCCUCUUGACACACAGAACAUUUAUUGAAAGUCCUUUGGUUGUAGCAAAACAACUACUAGCUUGGUUCUCUGAACCCUCAGUCAGGGACAAGGUCACUCGUGUGGUGUUACUUUGGGUCAAUAAUCAUUUUACUGACUUUGAAACUGACUCUACUAUGAUGGAAUUUUUAGAGAACUUUGAAAUAGCUCUGGAGCGUGAAAAAAUGGAAAGUCAAUUGAGGCUGCUAAACAUUGCUUGUUCUGCGAAGGCUAGAACUCGAAGUGUCACAUUAUCUCGUCCUACAAGAGAUGAACCUUUGAACUUUUCUAUAUUGGGAGGAUAUGAAAGAGGUUAUGGAAUAUUUAUAUUUAAAGUGGAAAAACAUUCAAAAGCCGAGGAUGUUGGACUGAAGAGAGGAGAUCAGGUUUUAGAAGUAAAUGGUCAAUCUUUUCAGCAUGUCAGUCAUGCAAAAGCAAUGGAAAUAAUAACAGGAUCAACACAUUUAAGCAUCACAGUGAAAAGUAACUUACUAGCUUUUAAGCAAAUGUUGUUAAUGCCAGAGAAUUCUCCGAGGCAGAGAGGCUGCUCCAACAGGGUUCAUUGGCACACUGAUCCCAGAGCUAGGCUUUCAACUGCAGAGCUACUCAAUGAUGAUCCCAUUACUUUAACACCAGUGUUUCAAUCUCCCACCAAGAAACCCCAGCAGUUGAGCAUCAAAAAAGAACCUCAAAAGGGCUUCAUGACAUUGGGUCCUAAGAGAAAAUUACAGAAAGCUUUAAUGAAGAUGAAUCUUCUACCUAAAAAUACCAUCACUGAUGGUUUACCUACCGAUGACAGCAUUCUCUCAAACUCUGAAUCCUUAAACAAAGCCAAUACCAGUACUUCCUUUUAUAAUUCACAUAGUAAUCCUGACUUAAUAUCAAUAUGUUAUGAUGAAUACCAAUCAUCUGAUUAUCCAGAACAUGUGCUAAAAGUAUACAAAUCUGAUCAGACCUGCAAAUAUCUGCUGGUACAUAAAGAGACAACAGCUAGAGAAGUUGUGAUGUUGACAUUGCAGGAAUUUGGCAUCACUGAUCCGAGUUCUAACUUUUCACUGUGUGAAGUGUCUGUUGCCCAAGGUGGCAUCAUAAAACAACACCGCUUGCCAGACCAGUUACAAAAUCUUGCGGAAAGGAUUGGCCUCAGCUCAAGGUAUUACCUUAAGACCAAUGGAAUCACUGAGAAUUUAGUACCUGAUGAAAUGGCACCAGAACUUUUAAGAGAGAGUGUUGUCCAUUUUCUGCAGUUGAAUGCGGUAGAAGUUGCAGUUCAACUUACAUUACAGGAUUUUUGCAUCUUCCGACAAAUCGAAAGCACUGAAUAUGUUGAUGAUCUAUUUGAAUUGAAAAGUAGGUAUGGUACUCCUAUGCUGUCACAGUUUGCCGAACUUGUCAACAAAGAAAUGUUUUGGGUGGUCACAGAGGUAGUUAAUGAACAAACCCUUGCCAGGCGUCAAAAGAUCAUAAAACAGUUCAUUAAAGUUGCACGUCAUUGCAAGGAAUGCAAAAACUUUAACUCAAUGUUUGCUAUAAUUUCGGGAUUGGGUCAUGGUGCAGUAUCCAGAUUAAGAAUGACUUGGGAGAAGCUACCAACAAAGUAUUUGAAAUUAUUUACUGAUUUGCAAAUGCUCAUGGAUCCUUCAAGGAAUAUGUCUAAGUAUAGACAGCUGGUUACAACCGAGCAAGGAAGAUCGCCAGUUAUACCAUUUUAUCCUGUGGUUAAAAAAGAUCUUACCUUCAUUCAUCUAGGAAAUGACACGAAAGUUGAAGGUAUGGUCAAUUUUGAAAAGUUACGAAUGAUUGCUAAAGAGGUCAGAACACUUACUAAUAUGUGUAGUGCUCCUUACGACCUCCUUACCUUACUUGAAUUGGGAAAGCAGCCUCCUUCAAAUGCUAUGGUUGCUUUGAACCAACUUACCACAGGAGGAGUACAGCAAGGCCAAGUAACAGUAAAACGAAGGAAAAAGUCCUCCAAUGUUCCAAAUCCUAAGAAAAUGUUUGAAGAAGCACAAAUGGUUCGACGUGUAAAGGCAUAUCUUAAUAGAAUGCACGUUGAAACUGAUGAAGAACGCCUUCACUCACUUUCUCUGGAAUGUGAAGGAGCAGGGCCGGCUCCCGCCAUUCCACGAAGACGCCACCCAUCGCCAUCCUUAUCUACAACAAGUAGUGCAUCAUCCGCCAGUGAGAGUAAAAAGAGCUUUGCAGGAAAUAAGUUUGGAACUGCAUCUCCUCAGGCAGUGAGAAAACUGCUGGCUUUAUCAGAGCCGGCUAAAACAAGACCCCAUCAGCCUCGGCCACCGCCACCGGGACCUUCGCCUUGUUCGCAUAGACGCGACGGGCCUGGCCCAGGUAUUUGUUGCCCUCGUACAGCUCACGAGAGAUCACACUCAGACACGCCUACUCCUCUCCCAGUUGACUUGUCGGCGGAGAGUAGUAGUGUUACGUCAUUAGUUAACUUGCCACUACGAAAGACCGGCUCGGCUACGUCGAGCGACAGCGGGCACGGUUCGUGCACGGCGGCCAGCUGCGCGCGGCCCGUGCCGCCGCCGCGCAUGCCGCAGGCGCCCUACACGCUGGCGGCGCAAGUGGCGCGCCUGGAGCGGCUCAGUCGCGCGCAUUCCCAUGAGGGCGUCACGCGUCCUUAUGAUUACUAUCAUGACGCUCCUGAUGAUGACGAUGACGAUCAACAAGUAUCAGCUGUUUAAAUAUUUAAAUACUCUAACUCAAUGUCUAUUUAUAUAGUUCCCUGUUUUGUAAUCUCACAUGAUAAAUAGAAAGCACGAGUUAUGUGAAUUCGUUUUAAUAUAUUAUUAAAAUCAUGUAUGUACCCAUUACAACUAAGUCUAAAGACUGUAUAAUUAUGUUAAGAAAUGUGCUAGUGUUAUAUGAAAUUCCAUAUUAUAAGCUCCUAAUUAUUAAUUACAAUCAUUUGACCCACCAGUUUCCAGUUUUAUCUAGAGAUGUUUGAUGUAUACCAAUAAAUAGGUGUACUAUUUUAUAAUAAUGUUGGUAUAUUACAUUCCGUUAAUUGUAUAUUAUUAUAAUAAUAGUUUUCAUUAUUUAUAAUUGUGAAACUUAGACCAAAUAAUAAUUAAUGUACCUUUUAACAUUUAUAAUUGAGAAUAAUUUUGUUGUAGCAUGUAUUUUGUGGUAGCUUGUGGACCAAUAUGGGCUUGAAGGUGGUUUCUCAUGGUCGUAUCAAAUUCUGUUAAUAUCAUGAUUUUUAAUUAUUAUUAUAAUUGUAAAUAAUAAACAUAUUAUUAAUUA
Messenger RNA from Helicoverpa zea (corn earworm), 4401 nucleotides. RefSeq names its product rap guanine nucleotide exchange factor 2 (gene PDZ-GEF). Lineage: Eukaryota; Metazoa; Arthropoda; Insecta; Lepidoptera; Noctuidae. Gene Ontology annotation, cellular component: apical plasma membrane; plasma membrane. The transcript is spliced from 2 exons. The record is from RefSeq and is a predicted model, not a curated record. Gene Ontology annotation, molecular function: protein binding; guanyl-nucleotide exchange factor activity. The coding region runs from base 297 to 3839 and encodes 1180 amino acids. Gene Ontology annotation, biological process: Ras protein signal transduction; positive regulation of GTPase activity.